AUGGGUCGUGCAAAGCCAAUUGCCCAAAAUCUCCUUGCCGACCUCCCGACUGAUGCUGAUGUUGUGCCAUCCCAACCAAUGCCCCCACCAAAACCAAAAAGAAUCAAGAAGGCCCAGCCUAAGGCCAAGGCUGUUGAGGCUGAGGAUAGCUUGCCUAUCUCAAAACUGGCUGAGAGUAAGAAAACUUCUUCUGCUCCUGCAAAAAGGUCUGCCGAGACCCAGCCCUCUGAGUCCACCCAAUCAAAGAAGCCGAGGUCUGCCUCAGCUACAACUUCGGGGUCCAAGAAACCCGAUAUCCCCUGGGCACCAAAGUUGACUUUGGAGGAUAGGCCAAUUAUGUCAAUUGAGAGUGCCGACGACAUUAAUGUCGGUGUCGCCCUCAGUACUGCUCUUCUCCUUCCAAGUGAUCUGGAGCGAAAUGCUGGGUACAGCGAGUACGAAAACUACGCGCUAAUGCUCCAGCACUCCGUUCAAAUGAAGAAAUUGAAAGAUCAGGCCGAGGCCGCUACUAAGGCCCAGCAAAUAGCCAAAGAAAAAGCAGAGUCUGUUGAGGCUAUUAGAAAAGUUGCUGAAGCUGAAAAGGAGGAGUUUAAAUCGAAAAUGGCUCAGGCUAAGAAAGAGCUUCAAAAGGCUCUGGCCACAAAAAAAGCUGAAAUCGAAGAAGCUGAUGAGAAGGCCUAUGCCCAGGAUGACUCGCCGUUGCGCAAUGCUGAAGCUGUUCCGCUCCCAUGUCCUCCUCUUCCACCUCCAAGUCAGGCUGAAGAAGAAUCUGAGUCUGAGCUUGAAGCCGAAGAUGAGGAUAAUGAUGACGGUGAUGCUCUAGUAAGGAAGCCCAAGGACGCUGGUGAGAUCCAAUCUCUUCCUCAGGAUGAUCAAAUCCUAGACCUGACUCACGAAGAGGAUGAGGAGGCUAUUAAGGAGGCUAUUAAGGAGGCUACUCCUGAACAAGCAUCAUCUGACGUCCCUCCUACCGAUGAUAGUCUUAAUCAAACACUUGCCGAAAUUGAUGCCGAGAUCAUGGCCGAGAAGGCUGCCGAAGUAGCUUUUCAAGAACCCGCCGAGGUCCAAAUUCAAAUUGCUCCUGAUGCUGAAGAACCAUAA
Messenger RNA from Camellia sinensis, 1101 nucleotides. Lineage: Eukaryota; Viridiplantae; Streptophyta; Magnoliopsida; Ericales; Theaceae. The record is from RefSeq and is a predicted model, not a curated record.